ACAUCAUAUCAAUAACAAUAGUAAGUAGGUAACAGAUAAAAAAUAAUAUUUUCGUCCAUUCGCCGGUGUUAAUUUAUUCUUAAUUUUUGUUAUUUGCAUCGAAGCAGAAAUGAGACAUUGCAUUCAAUAAAUUGUUGUAAUAAGUGCAUACAAUUAUUAUAAAACUACACUAGAAUACAUCUUCUAUCAGAUCAUAGUACAAUUAUAGUGUGUUAGUACCUACAACUUAUGAUUCUAUAAACAUAACAUGUUCAAAAUCGAGUCAUAUGUGACUCCGAUUUUAUUGAGUUAUGUUGACAAAUAUGUACGAGAUUUCAAACCGGCUGAUGCCCAGGUGUCAUUAUGGGGUGGUGGAGUGGCCCUGCACAAUCUUGUGCUCAAAGCGGACGUCCUCCAGCAGGAGGUGGCCCUCCCCUUCACGCUGGUGUCGGGGCGGAUCCACGAGCUCCUCAUACAAGUUCCUUGGACCAAGAUCAUGUCCGAGCCCAUAGUUGUUACCAUAGAUACCAUAGAAUGUGUUCUGAGUCUAAAUCGUCCUGCUCCUUGUGAUGCCAAUCAACCUGCAGAAACAACCAGUCCAAAGUCGCAAGUAGUGGAAGCGCCUCCGGGAUAUAUGCAAGCGCUGGUCCGUCGCAUCGUCAGCAACAUAGCGCUGAGGGUACACCAUCUGAUCGUGAAAUACGUGCAGGAUGACAUAGUGAUGUCGCUCAACGUCAAGCAUGUGGCGGUCGACAGUGCUGGCGCCAGCUGGCACCCCACUUUUGCCGACAUAGAUUCCUCAUACCCGGUGAUCCGAAGGCUGGUUAGACUGGACGACCUAACACUGUGUCUCGACCGGGCGGACUCCGACGGCAAGAUACGGUACUACCAGGAGCCGCUGUUGUACCGCUGUCAACUCAACUUCAGGGUGUCUACAAAACUAGUGUCAGCGAACACCCGCCGAGCAAGUUCGCUCUCCAUCCAACUUCGCUCGUCCAAGUUGGGCUUCAGUGUGACCAACGACCAACUAAUUCUGUUGAUAAGGUUGCUGAGAGAACGGACCCUUCAAGCGGAGAAGCAACCCGCCCCUCCCGCCAAGACCCCUAAUGAACCUAGAGAAACGCCAACACACACUGCCUCGCAAGGCAAUGUAAGUCAUGCGGCUGAGCCAGUCCGACAGGAGAGCUGGUCGGAGUGGGCGUGGUCGUGGCUGCCGGCGUGGAACGACCGCGAGGGGGGCGUGGAAGAAGCCCCCCAGCCCGCCACCCCCCUCCCCAUCUUCAUCACCGCAUACCUCGAUGACAUCUCACUGGCUUACAAGAUAAUGGAAAUGGAGUCUUCAACCCGGAAGCGCGCGCGCAGCAUACUAGAGUUAAGUGCGGUGCACGCGGCUGUGAAGAGCAGCAUUUGCGCGCCGACCACUAUGCGCGUGCGCUUCGGUACGCGACUGCUCACGCUUUGUUCGCACGGAAAAUGCGUGUGUGGCCACUUGGAUAUUAACGCGACUCAACACCUACCCACGAUGUAUUUCAAACGUGCUGGCGGCACUGAGGACAGGGAAUGGUCCUGGCCCGAAGAACUCAUGAACGAGGCGGAGAAAAUGGAAUACGCUCAGGCCAUAGACGAGGAGUUCCGCGCGUCUCCCGAGCCUGCGCCCACGCAGACCACGCGUGAUUCUGUGCAGUCUCAAAGGCGGUCGUCAGCGACGAGACCGGAAGACGAGACCGAGACCAAUCCGGGCCAACCGGAAGAGCCGAGCCCCGCGGAGCCGCUGGAGGACCUCGACGAGCUGUGGCUCAAAAUGGCGCCGGUGCUGUACGUGGAGUACAACCACGAGAGGGCCCCGCCACAGCGGCAGGACAACCCCUAUGAUAACCCGCCCAAGGAUUUUGAAUACAGUGACUGGGUGGAAAUAUGCAAUAUGAACGUGAAGUUGGACCCCGUGGAAAUAAGACUUUGUAUGGGCCUCAUACAUCGCAUGCAAGUCCUGGAGCAAGCUUUUCAGGACUUGCCGCCUAUUCUUGACCUGGAACUCCCGAUACGUAAGUUAACUGUGGAGGAAAACGAGGCGCUGUUGGACAAUCUGCCGCAGAGGAAGAUUGUGAUUGAGGUGGAAGGCACGAACUUGACAGUCCACCCGUUCAAACAUGGCCACCACGGCCAGCCCACCCACCACGAGAGGCCGGCCAAGUUCCCGCUGCUGCUGGAGGUGGACAUUCCCAGCGCUGUCGUCGUAAUCAACGGCCCUUUGUACCCGCACAGAGUAUGUUCCGCCGCCUGCCAACUACCAGAAAACACGGGCCCGCUGUUCCAAGGCGCCCGGCUCAACAUAUCAGUGGCGCUCCCCUCGCUGCAGUUCCGACUGGUGUCCCCCCGUGACCCCCAGCCGCGGCCCUGCGCCAGGACUGACCUGAAACUGCUUUUGCAUAUUCUACUUAACAAGGGCUACUUCAACAAGCGAGAGACUGUCAGACUGUCCUACUCUAUGAAAAUCCGUGAAGCGAACAUAAGUGGGUCCGCGGCGAGAUUGGAAGCCGCGUAUCAAGUCCCCGCCUCCAUGUUCAGCAGCCAGGCCACCAAUGCCCUCCGAUACACCUCACUGCCCAGCGAUGCCUUCCAUGACGAAGAGGCAGUGACUCUCGAUAUAACUGUUGAGGAGGUGUCCGCCCGCGGGUACCUAACUCAAAGCAUGAAUACUCACAUAAUUUCACUGCAGUCGGCUAGAGCCACGGCCUUCCAUGCUCCUAAAGGCGAGCCCUUGAAACAAGCAUGGAUAUGCUGCGCGCCUGAAUCACCAUCCACAAUACCAUAUCUAAGACUAGCCGUGCAAUGGUGCACAGGUCCGGUACCCGACGCCCUGGACUACCUGGGCAUUUGGACGGAACCCACAGCCUUUUCCGUCGACCCGCUGUUCGUCACGUUCCUCGCUUACAAGCCACAUUUGAAAUCUGAUGGCUUUGCAAGUUCAACUGAUAUGCUGCAGGCGAAGAGCAGCCAAUAUUUCCAGAGACGAAGACCUACUCCUCCCUCGUCAAGCGGGCGCAGCAGCCGCGGGGCGGAACUAGUACAUGUGCGCACGCGCAGUGUGGAGUCAAGUAGUGAGCGUAGCGAAAAAAAGGAACAAAAACCCGAACAUAUUUCACAACCGAAGGAGCUGUUCACCGGUCAAACGCUAGUGGCGUUCUACGAACGUCUGCGCCGCAUGCUCAUAAACAUAGAGCUGGGUUUGGUGUUGGUGUACGUCACCUCGACGACUGUGUCCGCGCUGGACUGCGUCUGUAUCCGUGACGCAAUGGAGCGCCAUGCGGGUAUCUCUUCUGUGUUGGCGCUAGGACUGGGCCGUAUUUCAAUGCACUCGAAUUCAACGAGGAAGCACUUGUGGCAGGACAUUCGGCAUGACGGGCCCACUUUUAUUAAGAAAAAAGAACCAGGAGCUUCAGAAAUCGAUGAAGAUUCUUUCCCAUGGAAGUUGCGUCUAGCGGACAUGUCGUGUUACACGCUCGAAAUAGGGUCAAAUUUGACCGAAAAAGAAGGCUUGGACAAGUCAGCCAGCGGCCUUCGCUCUCAAAUCAAACUGACCACGGCCGGGGUUCACCCUAGAACUGUAUUAGAAUUGACCACCACCACGGUUACCUUAUCUGUGGUCACCAAAUCAUUGCAAAUAAAGAUACCCAUAAAAACUGACCGGACAUCGAGAUCAACCACUGAGAAACCGGGGGUGGAGAAAGUGAAAUACUUCCAGACCGGAGUAGAUUUCCACCCGACAACGCUGAAGGAAUUUCUGCGUGGGCCUGUCAGGCGCAAGACCAUAGAGGUGGAAAAGAAGGCAGAGAAAAAGCCAUCGAUUGAGAGACUGAUGGUCGGGCCAGUUGUGUCGCUAGGCGUGCACAUGCACGCAGACACACCACCUGUCGUCAUCAGGAUAGCUCAUGAUCAGGUCCACAUAAUGGGGUCUGCAAUCCACUGCUUCAAACACAUCAUAACACUUCUGAAGCGGCAGCCUAUCGCCAAUCCGAGGAAUCUUGGCCACCGGUCGCUAAUAAGGACCGUGUCAGAGGUAGAUGAAGUAAGAGACAGUCGCUCCGAGAGCACAAUUAGUGAAAAUCCAUCCGAACUUAUUCCUAUUUUUGAAGCCAAGCCAACAAGUGACAUCGCAUUCCCCGUGAAGAGGUCCUUCUGGUUCCAAUGGGUAGUGAGCCGGGUGACGGUGGUGCUGUCCACGACUCAGGUGAAGUUCGCGCUUGAAAUCGAUGACGCCAUCUCCACCGUGGACCUGCAGGAGCAUUACAACCAGUGGAAGCUGAAAUUGUCAUCCGCUUCCAUCAGACAUUACGAGCGUUCUCCGGAUGAAUGGGUGCCCGGGGUGCUCGGCGGCCGCGUGUUGGAGGUCCGGGAGCCCACCAACUUGCGCGACGACGGCCAUUUCAUAUCCAUCACCAUCACUCAGGCGCAAAUAUCAAACCUUCCUGAAAGUUGGAAAGCGGAACUCCAUCCGAAAAUGCUGGAACGAGGACCGAGUAUGGACACAAUGUGGGAAGUGUACGCGACGCUGUCGCCGUUAGAGGCCGUGUUGCAGCCAAUCACAUUGGAGCACGUGGUGCUGCUGCUGCAGCAGGUGUCACCAAGGACCUACUGCGUACUGACCACCGAGCCUGAACACAGACCGGACCAGUCGUUCCAGUGGCCGUUCAUGUUCAUCACAGCGGGGGGCAUCCGGAUCCUGAUCACGGGGGAGGAAGAAGACGCCGACACACAUGACACGUUCAUAUUCUCUAUGGGCAAAAUAACAGUGACUCCACAUCCUGAAAAUCCAAUUUGCAGGCGGCCAAUAAACUGUAGCGACCCGUUCUGGGCGUCCGGCAACGUGGAGUGCGAGGGUCGCCAGUACGACGUCCUGGUGAAGAAUGUAGCCAUCAAGUCCGCGCAGUUUAGACAGAUCAUCAUCGAGGAAUCGAUGCAAACUACGAAAGGUCAAGAAAAUCCGGCUGUGAAGUGGACCAAGCCCCAGGAACAGAGUGUCGUCACGCCCGUCCUGCAUGCCGUGGACAUAGGCGUGGUGAUCGCGCCCGCUCACUACACGAGCGGCAUACUGGCGUGCGGUCCCGCCGUGGAGAUCAAUUUGCUGACCGACUGCGCGCUAGAGGUCAGCGUGGAGCAGCUGGCGCUCGUGACGGACAUCGUGGAGGACAUGCAGCGGGCCUUCGAGGAGACCGAGUAUUCAGCGCCCCCCAAAGAAGAAAAAUUCGACCUCUGUCCGUACGCGAACCUGCUCACAGGCCAGGAGUACCCUGAUGAGCCCACGAGGCAGUUAAGCACCACAUCUCUUGUUGAUGACUCGGGAAUCGACACCGGGACUAGUACCACCAAGUCCACACGUUACUUCGAGGACAGUCACCCCAUAUCCAAGAAGGUCGUAUCUGUCGUUUUCGCCGAACAACAGUGGACGAACGCGUCUGAGUAUUUGGAGGUGUUCUUCACUAUGGGGAUGAUAGAAGCGUCUCUGUACGUGACCGACGACGCCAGCGAAGAGGUGGCGAGCCUGCGGCCGCCCGCCGACGCCAAGGUUGCUACCACCGACACGAGGCCCACUGUGCAGACUGAACAGACGAACAGAGAAAUUAACGUGCAGCAGUCGAACAAAUCUAACCGAUCCGAGCGGUUGUCUCGCAUUAGCGGCAGUGGACACAGUCUCACCGACAACACUCGCAGGGAAGACGUAGCGCACACCACCAUCAAUAUUGCUCUUCCUAAAGCCGCUAAAAGCGAAGGAAAUCUGCCGUUGAUCCACAUGACGCUGUACCAGCCGAAUUUGUACUAUUGGAAGAAGAAGAAUCAACGUGGGCUACAGGCAUCACUAUUCAACGCAUGGGUGGGACUCGGCUCUGGUGAGACGGAGGGUCAAUGGCACCUGCCACUGCUGUCCACGGCCAAGGGCGUGCCCGACCCCGCCACCGACAUACCGCCAGCGUUGGCUACCAUGAAGAUUGUGGCGCCAAACGGUCCAGUAUUAGGCAGCACCGCGCGUGGCACGAUGAAGUUAGACGUGGAACGACCAGUUCAAUUGGAGGUUAGCCUCGAUAGAAUACGGCGAAUCAAGGGCAUAUUUGCGCUGAUAGAUGACAGAGUGGUAACCGACAGUUCUACGGAAUUACCGACAAUCUCUGAAGAACAUAGCCUGUACAGAUUCCGUCGGUAUAUGACAAAACACGGAAUGGAAAGUCUGACGUUGCAAACGAGUCAGAUUAGCGUGUCUGGGGGCGAGGGCACGUUUGGCUGGGAUUCGGGGUCCAUUCAAAUCGCGUCGGGCACGCGGCCGUCGCGCGUGGUCGUGCGCGGGCUGCUGUGCGGCGUGCUGUGCGCGGCCGGGCCCAGCUCCGACCGCCGCCACAUGCUGCUGCAUCCGCUGCAGCUCGGCUUGGAUGUCCAAGCGACGUGGGAAGCGUGGCGACGCGAGGAAUUAGGUCAUGAUUCACAUUCACCCUCCAUCCGAUCGUCCGUCAAUCUCGACACUGUCACGUUGGACCUGAGGCCGUGUGACCUCGUCACUGUCAACGACUUCAUCGCACAACUGCAAAGCUUCAACAAGAAGAGCGGUUUCGCGCAGAGCAGACAAGACAGUGGUCAUACGCUGCGUCGCAGAGAUUCUAGUGAAAUAUGGAAGACCAAUUCGGCGGCAUCCGCAUCAUCGUUCAAUAUAGACUUGGCCGACCACUACUACAAGGAUGAUUUGAGGAGCGGCGCGUUCAAAAUAGUGAGCGGUGGCCAACUGCCGAUGGCGUACCAAGUGAUGGUGGACGGCUACUCUGUGUCCUGGAGGUACCCGCAUCCGAGAGCCAUCACCAGAAUUGUGGCCUUCCCCAUUCCGGGCCUAGACAAGGAGGUGGACUGCGUGCUUGAGCUGUACAGCCCGAUCCAAAUAAAAUGGAUGCCGCAUACGUACUUCAAGUUACCUGUCAAUGAGCCCAGGGAAAUCAAACUGUUCCCCAGUCCCCCAGAAGUGGUGUUCGCGUUGACAUGGCGUUUCCGAGCUUGCGACGACACGACAGCGAUGAGUCGGCCGUUUGAAUUCAAUGCCUUCGAUUACUCGCCCAGAGAUGAUCCUUUGUUAAGCGACGUAUCGCCGGAGAAGCACACGGUGCCGAUACCGGAGAGCGGCGUGACGGCCGAACAGCUGUCGGGCGUGUUGCGAGUGGACUCGUACUUCGCGCCUCGCAUGCUGCCUCGCGUGCGGGUCGCGUUGCGCCUCGUCUACCUCGAGGUCAACUUACACAACUCUCUGCCCAACAUCACUAGUCGGGCGGCGGCCGAGUUGGAGGGCUACUACGUGUCUCGGCCGUUGAUGCGCAGUCACAGAGUGAUGUCGCUAAUCGUGCGCGACUUCGCCUCCAAUACACACUUCCGGUCGCAGGCCGGUUCGCUCGUUGUCUUCGAGACGAAGCUAUCAGCGGAUAUUCUAGAAACCUCGACGGGUGCCAUCGAGCAGAUGAUAGAGGAGUUUAACGUGCGCGGCUCGGUCUCACUCCCGAUGAAGAAGAAGCCGCGGGUGCGCGUGCGCACGUCGCGCGUACGCAUCGCGCUUCACGUGCCGCGCGUGCGUACUCUGCAGGCCCUCGUGAAGGAUUGGAACGUUGUCAAACAACAAAACGAUCGAACAACACAAGACAAGCCAGAAGAGAAGAAACAGGAGAGCUUCGUGACAAAAGCGGACAUGGCACGGGCGACGGCGACGGCGCUCGAGGGCCGAGUGGCGUUGUGGAUCCACAACAGUUGUGGAUCCGCUUUGCGAGUGGGACAGGAAGGAACUGAUGAGGUGGUGCCUUUGGGGUCCGGCGCCAGAAUGGCUUACAGAUGGCGUUGUCCAACAGCGAAGAAAAGGCUGAGAUUCGCAGUGGCGUCUCCUACAACUGAUUGGCAUUGGUCAAGCAGCAUACCGUUCGUCGCUGGCUCCACUCGCGUCCGGCUCGAAGACGGCGAAAGCAUUGGCGACGGGAAAAUGAUUCCCGGAGCGGGAAUUUUCAUGUACGUGAAGGUGGAGGAGACAGGGGCUUCCAGGACUAUGCACCUCGUCGGCCGGCUUACGCUUGCCAAUAUGCUAAGGAACAAUUUGCUGUUUAAGGUGCGUGCUAGGUGUAACGUGGUGAACCAAUGGCGUACCGUGUGUUCCGGAGAACUGAUGUCCGAAACAGUCGGACGGACGGUUAUAUGUGGGGCAGACUGCGACAUGGUGCUCAAGAUAAAGUUCGCAGAAUACGAGACCGGCUGGUCCGGGGAUAUUCCUUUGAAAGAGUGCCCCAAGGAGAAUGUUCCGUGGUUGGUAAAAGUGCCGAGUACGGGCGAAGUUCCGUACACGUCCGUGUGGUGCCGCGUGACGCGCGCGCGCGGCGACGGCCGCGUGCUGGCCACCGUGUGGCCGCUCUACGUACUGCACUCCGCCCUGCCGCUGGACACCGUGGUAAUGAUAACAACGAACCCGACCAGCGUGUCAACAGCGGAGCUCCCACAAAGCUCGCCGCCCACCCUCAUCCAGACGGCGCCGGGGCGGGGCGUCUGUACACACAUAGCCGCGCCCGGGACCACCGCCGCCAGACAUAGUCUGUCCUUCCAGUACAAAAACAUCGACUGUCCCGUGACCCGUGAAGCGGUGCCGAUGCACUACGGCGUGACGGACUCGUCCGUGUUCGACAAGCGCGCGCCCGUCGCCGACAUCGACGAGAUCGUCAACGAAGUGAGACAAUGGUUGAAUCGUUCGGCCACCAACGCUACCUCUAAUUGGCCGUACUCCUUGGUCACCAAGCAUUGGCCGGGCACUUGGCAGCCAGCGCAACUGCAGCCCCGCUGUGACGUCACGGUGCGAUACCAAGCGGUCCGCGCUGGCGGCGGCUGCAGCCUCGAGAUCCAGUUGUAUCCGGUAGUAUUGCUGUGCAACGCGGCGUCCAUUGCGUUGACGCUGCGCGCGCACGACGCCGCGCCGCUCUGCAAGCUGGAGCCCGGACACGCCAUCUCAUUGCCCUCCGCCGUGCUCAAGAAACCUUUCUUCAUGUCAGUGGAAAUGGGUCGGGAGACAUUUGUGAGCGGGCAACUAGAGCUGGCCAAGGAAGACCCCGGGCGUUAUGGCGCUCCGCCCCCCGGCCAGCUGGCGGAGCAGCACGCGGCCGAGUUCGCUAUACUCUGCAACCACAAGGUGGCGCUACUGACGAUGUACUACGAGAUCAAGGAAAACAUCAACGUUCUCGGCAUCAGCUCAUCGUAUGUCCUUCUGAACAGGCUCGAUGUCGAUAUUUUGGUGUCUGCCAUCGCCGUUCCAAUGGAGAUGGAAUCAAACGUUAUACUGCGCUCCUCCACCUACAAGUUGGUGCCGCCGACUAACAGGGACAGCAUCCACGGCACGCCGCUGGCACGCUUCUGGAUGCGCGGGCGCUGGCGCGGCACUUGUCCCACGGAACUCCGGCUUUACAUCUGUCUGGCCCUGCCCAACCCCACCGAGGGGGCCAACAUUGUGACCGCAGCUCACCCCCCGGUGCCUAUACGACUGAAGAAGAACAUGUCUCGGCGGGCUGUGGCUCUGGUGGACUGGAGGAACAAAUCUAUACCAGUGGUGGUGACGCAGAUGAAGCAAGAUGGCCGCUUCCUGAUCGCGGUGGGCCAGGACCCGUGUCCGCAGUUCGUGGCCCACAACCGCACCGGGACCACGCUCAGCAUCGCCCAGCCGGUCAUGUGCAACGACGAGCCAUCCACUUCUAAUACCACGGCGGAACGCGAAGUGUCCGGCACGCAUUGGUGGUGCUCCAUACCCCCGAACGCGAUCAUUCACUACUCGACGCCGGAGCAUUGCAAACGCUACCCGCCCCCCAUCCCGCCACGACCCUACGCACUACCCUUCCUAACUUUCGCCAAGGCUAGAGAGGAGGUGGAACCGCUGUGGUGCCCCGCAGUGGCGGUGACUGACGGCGAACAGUUGCUCCAAUUGCAAAGCGGAAUGACUGUAAAACUCCGCGUGCGGACCUACCCCCAUUCCACGCUGCUCGAACUGCGAGACAUCGACCAUACGGACAUAUCAGCAAGUGAUAUCAGAAAGAGGCUGUUGGAACCCUAUGUAGUACACUCUGUUCCGAGCUUCGUUAAAAAAGAUCUUUCACGUAUUCUUGAAAGAGUAGGUGGCGAUGAAACAUUAAUAAAAGCGGAGUUGAUGAAGCCAUCGACGGAAUCAGAGGACGCCCAAUCACAAAUCGAGGAGAUGCGCGUGCCGCCGGCGCCGGACGCCGCGAAGGUGUCCAUCACCGAGAUGAGCCCGCUGCUCGCCACCUCCUCCGGGGAACUCGGCGUCAUCAAGGAGUUUAAGUCUGAUGAUAUAAAAAAUUUGGACAGCUUCGCGGACUUGCAAUCGCAAACGGCGGCGGAAAAUGACAAGGCGGCCGAGGAGGCCAACGAUGAAGCGUACGACGAUGAAGAUGAGACACGUGAAAUUUCCCACGCUUCAAUCGACGUGCGGUAUCCUGUUGCAGACUGGGAUGACACGCCCCAGGAGCGCGCGCGGUUCGUGCUUGACGGCGUGAUGGUCGAGAUCGCCUCCACUGCCGACACAAAGCCUUUACUCGCCUUGCACGCGGACAGGCUCGCAGCACAUGUGUCUACUCAUCGACAGAAAACGAACACGACGAUUGCAAUAUCGGACGUGCAGAUCGACAACCUUCAGUACGAUACUGGCCAGUACGACUUCGGCGUGGUCGCGAGCACUCGCAACGAAGUCCCGCCGCAGGCCCCCUGGCCUCCCAUCUGGAGCCUCUUCUCCAACUCGGACGCCUUCAAGACUAACAAGAAGGACGCGCGGAUGUGGGUGAUGGUGCAGCACGAUAUGUGGACCGUGGCCGGGUACACGUACAACGAGCUAACGGAAGUGGAGAUGGCGCUAGGGCCGCUCGCUCUCUACAUAGAGGACGCUUACGUGAACGCCCUGGUGUCGCUGUGGCGGCUGUCGGCGCUGAGGACGCCGGUGUCGGACGCGGCGGCCGCGCUGUGCACGGAGCGCAUCCUGCGGCGGCCGCUGCGACUGCGCGUGCUGCACAUCCGGCCGCUAGACCUCACCCUCACGCUGCACACUGCGGUCCGCAUGUACAUAGCUCUGGACCAGAGCCCGCUGCGGCUGAGCGCGUUCCAGGUGCAGGACAUGAUGACGUCACCGGAGGCCCUCACGCACGCCCUCACCGUACACUACCUCUCCGCCGCUAUCCUCGGCGCUGGUUGGAUGGUUGGCGGUUUGGAGCUCCUCGGAGCGCCCGGCGCGCUAGCAGCGAGGCUCGGCGAGGCCUCCGGCGGAUUGCGCAGCUUCGUCUCAGCGACAGCGGCCGCUUUGUUACGGUCGCUAAGCGCCUGGGCUGGAUCCUUGGCCAGGAACCUGGACAUAUUGGCGGGAGACGAGGAACACGCGAGGAGAGCGGCCGCGGCUAGAAGACGGCCGCCACAGAGUUUCAUGGCCGGGCUAGCGGCGGGGAUCACAAAUUUCGCUAUCAACAUAUUGGGUGCGGUGGGUGGUCUGGCGCACCACCCGCUGGUGGGUGUGGCGGUGGGUGAGACGGAAAGCGGCGCGGCGGCGCUGCGGCGCGGGCUUCUGGGCGCCCUCACCAAGCCGCUGAGCGCUACCGCCGACCUGCUAGCCUUCGCCGGACACGGCCUACUCUCGCAGACCGGCUGGGAUCCCGUGCCGCAGCCACGAAUAACGGACGUCAGCAGAGAACUGCGCACGCAAGCGAGCUGGCGCCGCGAUUGCGUUCGCUGGUGCUUCCGGCUGUGUGAGCUGACUGCUGUGGGCGGCUUCGAAGUGUUGCUUGAUAACGCGCCGCUCACCAUCCUGCUCACACACAAGUUUCUGGUGGUGGUAGACCCCGAGUCGGAGCGCAUCGUAGAGAUGAUAGACUUGAAGUUCUGUUCGCUGCGGCCCUUCCAUGGGGCCAUCAUCGAGCUGACUGUAUCACAAAAGCGUCCAGUUAAGUUGGAAUCCGCACGCGCCGUUGAUGAAGACGACGAAUUCCAGGUGAGCGCGGCGGCGAUGGCGCGCGUUGCACGCUACACGGGCGCGGAGGGGGCGGGGACGGCGGGCGCGGGCGGCGGGGAGACGCGCGUGCUCGAGUUCAUGUGCGCGCCGGUCCGCGCGCAUGCGCUGUACGCCGCACUCACCACCGCCAUACACCACAACGCCGACUCCCACUUCAGCCUCCUGUAAUUAUGAACUGAAACGUGUACUUAUGUAUCUUUUUUUGCUAUGGAUUUAAUUUUUCAGUUUAUUAGUUAAUAUUAUGUAACAAACCUAACUUUAGAGCCGAAUUUUCUUAAUGGUUCUAAACUAAAAGUGAAAGUUAAUUGAUAAUGAAUAAAUAUGAACUAUAUACAUACGUAUCUUUUGAAUUUGUGCGCGAUCAAUCAAUGAAUUUGAAAAAGAGUUUCUUAAAUUGAUAGAUUUAAUUCCUUGUAAUAUUUCACCUGUGACCAUUCCACUAAAAUACAGUAGUUAAAUAAAAUAGGUCGUGUCGUAUAGGGAAGUGAAAUCUAUGGCAGGGAACAGAGCAGAACGGAAAACAUCGACGAGAAACUCAUACGCCGUUAAGAAUUAUUUAAUGCAAUUUAAACAUUUUAAACCAAGCUACUUUACUUGUCAUUUUCCACCUUUAGAUUUCAGAGGUUUAAGAGUCGUGUUUUAUUUUACUACUUAAUUUUUUCAACGCACUCUUAAUUUUAUUAACAUAGAUGUUUAUAACAGUUUAUUUAUGCCAUAUUUUCGAUCGUAUAAUGUCCUACUAAAUCCGGGUCACAAAGGAUGUCCCACAAACACGGCGCUACAUUCGCUGACAACAACAACGUGGCCAGUCUGUUAUUGAUAUUAUUUCGUGGCUCUGUACAGUCUAUCUAAAAAGAGUAGAUAUAUUACUCUGUAUAGAUAAACUGUAUUUAGUUUAACGUUGUGUAUCAGUGAGGUCAUUGUUUUAUUUGCUUGUAACCGAAAUUUGCAGUUGUACAAUUUACAGUUUUUAACAACACGCAAUUUAGCGUGACGUCAAACGAACUUUGAGGCGAUUUUUUUAUGAAUACCACAAAAAUCUAUUCCUUGCUCAAAAUUUAUGUAAUCCAGAUUAAGAUCUGAUUCUUAAUCGAGGGUUCAAACAGAGAAAAAAACAUUUUACAAGAAGAUAACUUCGCCAAUUUCGAGAUUCCAUUACUUAAGGAAUUUAAUAAAAGUAGGAAAGCGGAUCCUAGGCUCCGAGGCUCAACAGCUGCGAAGCAGCCAGAAAUACACUCAGAUUAGAGAGAGAGAGAAAAAGAUCGAAAUUAAGAAAAUGUUCCUAUCUAAAAAUUACCAAAUAUACUUAUUUUAAAAUUUAAAGAGUUAAUAAUUUUAACGAAAUAUUACAAAGAAGCGCUCAAGAUUAUAUAUUAUUUAUCUUGAGUUCGAUCUAUAUAAGUGUACAUAAGUACUUGGAGAUUAAUGUUUGCAAUGCACUAUAAAUAUUUUGUAAUUUUGAAAUCAGUGUAAAUAGUGCCGGCGGCGAUGACGUCCCGAUAUUGAUAAUUGCAUCGCAAUCGUUUUAGUUUGAAAACUUAUUAUGUGUAAUUAUAUUUUAUUAUUAUUAUCCAAAUAUGCACCGUCUGCCGCACAUCAACCUUUAAGUACAUUGUAAAUUCGACUCUAUUACUGCUGCAAACGGCACAUACAGGGUAGCUUGAAAUGCGGUCGUUUAUACUGCGAUAUUCAUUCCAAAUAAUUAAGUGACUAAUAUUAAACACCAGUAUUAGAUACUAACACAAUAAUACUUGAGAAAGCAACUGUCGGCGUGAUUUAUUUCAUCUGUCGUCAUGCCAGAUUGGGCUCCGGCCUUACAUUAAAUUUAUUAUUUACACAUUUUUAUUAGGUUAAAAUUUGCUUCAGUAUUAGGUAAUAUAAGUAUCACUAUCGGCGGGGCUAGCACGAAUAUUGCGAGAACGUAGUCGUAUCACCGUCGAUAAAAUUAAUAUGGAAAAUGAUGAAAUGUUCGCACUAGCCCCCAUAUAAUAAUCACACAAAUUAAGUAGUUUGAAUGUGUAAGGUCUAUAGUCAUAGAUGCCGGGUGCGUGGCGCAAUCAUUAAAAAAUAUUUUUUUUGUACAUAAUGUUCAUUGUGAAGAUAUUAAUAUUAAACUCAAUACUAUAAUAUAUUUCCUAUGAGUGCACUAUGUCUUGUACAAAAAUAUCUGGAUGCUCACUUAGAAAAUAACAGAUUUCAAUCUCUUGUUAUACAAGCAGUCCAUUUAUAUAAAAAUUAAAAUCGUAAACGAGAUUUGCCUCCCGCUUCAACCACUCGGUGUUGCUGGGAGAUGCAUCGUUCGUUAUUUAUGUUUGACGAGCAAGCUACUUGCAUGCGUGUGCAGCGACACGCGCCGGUGGCUAGCAUGCAAUUGCGAAAGUUCUCCACUUCCGCUAUCAUACAAAUAUAUAUAAUAAAGAACCGCACGGUAAAAUAUAUUUUGCACUUUUUGGUGUUUCACUUGUCAAUCUUUUGGUAAUAAUUAUGACUAUAUUACUGUUGUUAUGAUAUUUAAAAGAAUAAAUGAUAGUGUACGGUCAUAAAGGCUGUUCAAAUUUGUUCUUAAUUAAAGUCAUGGAUGUCUUAUGAGCAUGGCAUUUUAUUUGAGACUGUAAAUGUGUUUUAUUUAUUCAAUAAAAUAUUUAUAUAGA
This is a messenger RNA of Plodia interpunctella (Indianmeal moth), 14679 nucleotides long. It is a transcript of the gene Vps13B, whose product is annotated as Vacuolar protein sorting 13B. Bases 248 to 12196 code for a protein of 3982 amino acids. NCBI's taxonomy places the organism in Eukaryota, Metazoa, Arthropoda, Insecta, Lepidoptera, Pyralidae. The record is from RefSeq and is a predicted model, not a curated record. The transcript has 86 exons.